This is a messenger RNA of Ilex paraguariensis (yerba mate), 948 nucleotides long. The record is from the annotation of a GenBank genome assembly. Lineage: Eukaryota; Viridiplantae; Streptophyta; Magnoliopsida; Aquifoliales; Aquifoliaceae.
AUGGCACCCAAAUUCUCUGUUCUCCUGCCAUGCAUAACUCUUUUCUUCAUUCUCUUUCUUUACCAAACCCAUGCACAUUUAUCAGAACCAAAUGACAAAACACCCUCAGCCUUUGAGUUUAUCAAACACUUGAAGGGUUCUCGCAAUGGUGACAAGGUAGAUGGGCUCCAUAAACUCAGAAAUUAUCUCGAAAAUUUUGGUUAUCUAAGCUUAUCCUAUUCUAAAUUGAAUCAAACCUAUGUCAAAAGUGAUGUUUUUGAUGAUCUCUUAGAGUUUGCCAUCAAAACCUACCAGCUCUAUUAUAAUCUCAAAGUUACGGGAGUGUUAGAUGAUAACACCGUGUCAAUGAUGACUCUGCCUCGAUGUGGCUUACCAGAUAUCAUCAAUGGUACUACUGGAAUGAGAUCGGGCAACAAAAUACAACACCAUCAUGGCUCAAACUUGUUCCAAAUAGUCUCUCAUUAUAGUUUCUUCGCAGGUAGACCUAGAUGGCCACGAUAUAAGAUUAAAAAACUCACUUAUGCCUUUCUCCCGGGGACUCGUCGGGCCUCCUUUGGCCCGGUUAGUCGGGCUUUUAACAAAUGGGCUUCUGUAUCAAAAUUCAGGUUUGUCCAAAUUGGAGGCUACAAAAAUGCUGAUUUAAGGAUUGCUUUUUAUAGUGGAUACCAUGGAGAUGCUGACCCGUUUGAUGGUCCGGGUGGAAUCUUGGCCCAUGCUUUUGCACCAACUGAUGGGAGGCUUCACUUUGAUGCUGAUGAGAGGUGGUCUGAUGGACCGGUUCUCGGAUCAUACAACUUAGAGGCUGUGGCUCUACAUGAAAUUGGUCACCUUUUGGGACUUGGGCAUAGCUCAGUUAUGGAAGCUAUCAUGUUUCCAUCCAUUCAACCGGGUGUGAGCAAAAGCUUGGCUUCAGAUGAUAUUAGAGGGCUCAAGGCUUUAUAUUCAUGA